This is a messenger RNA of Gymnodraco acuticeps, 1403 nucleotides long. RefSeq names its product putative nuclease HARBI1. The record is from RefSeq and is a predicted model, not a curated record. NCBI's taxonomy places the organism in Eukaryota, Metazoa, Chordata, Actinopteri, Perciformes, Bathydraconidae. The transcript has 2 exons. Bases 136 to 1323 code for a protein of 395 amino acids.
GUGACGGAGUGAACUCCGUCUGUAGGCACACUCACAGCUGAAUGAAGUUCCCUCCAUUAAGGGUUAAGGGUAAAAAUACAGCGGCAAGCUUUGGGACGGCCUCCCCUCUCUCCGCAGGAAACGGAAACGGACGUCAUGGUGUCCAACUCACAUCUCCAUCUGUCGGCUGCAUUGACCUGCGUUGCUAUCCGUCGCCUGUUAGCGGGUGCAAUGGCAAGAUCCAACAGAAGGCGCAGAAGGUUGAGGCGCAUUUUAGCGAUGUGGCAGGGGGGCAAAGGUCUUUACAUGCAGCUCAAUGCCACUGCCCCAAUUCUCGCCGUGUAUGCCAACCCUGAAGCCUGUCUAAAGAAGGACUUUAGAGUUAAGCGCUCUAGUGUGGUGUAUUUAGUGCAGAUGCUUUCCUCCCCAAAGGACCACGGAUGGGGACAAGACAUCGAGGUGCUUGUUCUCCUCUACAGCUUGGCCCAUGGACUAUCACUCUCUGUGGUGGGUUCAGCAUUCAGGAUUCCCAAAUCGACGGUCCACAGGAUCAUCAAACACGUCACCGGGAAGAUAAAGGCCAACCUGAAGACCCUCAUUUCCCUGCCAACCCCAGAUGAGCUGCCAGAGAUUGCAGAUGGCUUCUGUCAGCUUGCAAAGAGUCCUGCAUUUCACCGUGCUGCUGGUGCGAUUGAUGGAUGCCAUAUUCGCAUCAAACCUCCAGGAAACGAGUACCACAAGGAGUACAUCAAUUACAAGCUGUUUCCUUCCAUCCAGAUGCAGGCCAUCUGUGACUCAACUGGGAGAUUCCUGGAUGUCUUCAUCGGCUAUCCAGGCUCCGUUCAUGAUGCCAGAGUACUGCGAAACAGCCCCAUCUUCUGCCAGGCACUGUUUCCCCCAGCUGGUUGGUUCCUCCUUGGGGACGGUGGUUAUCCCUGCCUGGAAAAACCAGUGGGAUUACUCACACCCUACAAGGUCCCUCGCGGCCAGGUGCAGGCCAGAUUCAACAGGCAUCAUGCCAGGGCUCGGUCUGUGGUGGAAAGAGCAUUUGGAAGGAUGAAGGCUCGCUGGAGGGCCACCCUUUUCAAAGCGCUGGAGGUCAGUCCAAGCUUUGCCCCUGACAUCAUUGCAUGUUGUGCAUUUCUGCACAAUCUGUGCAUAGACAUGAACGAUGUCCUUGAGGAUGCUGAAGCCUUCCCCCCUGAAGAUGGGGACCAGAGUCCUCCCCCUGCCGCAGCAUUUGGACAGGAAAGUCCUGGACAGCACCUAAGGAACAGGAUUGCUGCACAACUCUCUGUUCCUGUCCAAAUGGCACCACACCUGAGAGAGCACGAUUACAUCUAAUGAACUUUGUUUUUUUUUGGAAAAACGUGGUUGUCUGUUAACUUGUGUUUUUGAAAUGUGCACACAUACCUGAUUUAAUU